GCGCGAGCCGAUUGCUUGCCGCGCCUUGAGGGCCGUCACCGCUAGCUCAGUCGGCGCUUUGCGGGAGCGGCUAACAGCGCGCCUGAAGAAUGGCUGCCAGAGGUAACUUAAAAUUAGGAAGCGUUUGAAAAAAAAGGCUGAAAAGGGAAGUUUCGGUGUAUUUUCGUGCCUUGGUGACGUGUGGAGCGGGGGGGGCGGCACCGAGCAACGCCGCGCGGGUGUUGCAUCAACCGGGUGGGCGGGGCCUCGAGGGGGAGCCCCGCCCCCUGCGGCGAGGCACCGCCCCUUUCCCCGCGAGGCUCCUCCCCCUUUCCCCGCGCCGGCGCCAAGAGCCGGACGCCCGGUUCCCCCCCGCCCCGGCUAUAAGGCGGCGGCGGCGGCUUCGCCCCCCUUUUCCCACCCACCCGCCCCCCACUUCUCCCUUCCCCGUGGUCUGGGGUCUUCCGGCAGCGGCUCGGGGAUGCAUGCGGCCAUCGCGAGACUGGGGGGGCGGCGGCAGCCCCCCCUGGCGCUGGCCCCCCUGGCGCGGGGGCUGGGGCUGGGGGCGGCAGGGUCGGAGCUGGGGGCGCUGCCCCCCAGCGUGCGCGCUUUCGUGGAGGAGGGCGCCCGCCUGUGCCGCCCCCGCGCCAUCCACGUCUGCGAUGGCUCCGAGGCCGAGGGCGCCGCGCUGCUGGCACAGCUCCAGGCCGACGGGCUGCUCCACCCCUUGCCCAAAUACGACAAUUGCUGGCUGGCGCGGACGGACCCACGGGACGUGGCGCGAGUGGAGAGCCGCACGGUGCUGGUGACUGAGCGGGAGCGGGACGCGGUGCCGCCCAGCACCCCCGGUGCCCCCCGGCAGCUGGGCAACUGGAUGAGCCCCGCGGCGCUGGAGCAGGCCGUGGCGGAGCGCUUCCCCGGCUGCAUGGAGGGGCGGAUGCUCUACGCCAUCCCGUUCAGCAUGGGCCCCGUGGGGUCGCCGCUGGCCAAGGCCGGCGUGCAGCUCACCGACUCGGCCUACGUGGUCGCCUCCAUGCGCAUCAUGACACGCGUGGGCGCCCCGGUGCUGCGCGCGCUGGCCGACGGCGACGGCAGCUUCGUCCGCUGCCUCCACUCCGUGGGGCGCCCGCUGCCGCUGCAGGAGCCCCUCGUGAGCCAGUGGCCCUGCAACCCGGAGAAGACGCUGGUGGCCCACGUGCCCGACCGGCGCGAGAUCGUCUCCUUCGGCAGCGGCUACGGCGGCAACUCGCUGCUGGGCAAGAAGUGCUUCGCCCUGCGCAUCGCCUCCCGCCUGGCGCGCGACGAGGGCUGGCUCGCCGAGCACAUGCUGAUCCUGGGCAUCACGGACCCCGAGGGGCGCAAGAAGUACGUGGCGGCCGCGUUCCCGAGCGCCUGCGGCAAGACCAACCUGGCGAUGCUGACGCCGGCGGUGCCGGGCUGGCGUGUGGAGUGCGUCGGCGACGACAUCGCCUGGAUGAAGUUCGGCCCCGACGGCCGCCUGCGGGCCAUCAACCCCGAGACGGGCUUCUUCGGGGUGGCGCCGGGCACGUCGGCGCGCACCAACCCCAACGCCAUGCGCACGGUGCGGCGCAACACCAUCUUCACCAACGUGGGGCAGAGCAGCGACGGCGGCGUCUACUGGGAGGGGCUGGACGAGCCCGCGGCGCCCGGCGUCACCUUCACCUCCUGGCUGGGCAAGCCCUGGAGCCCCGGCGACCCCGAGCCCUGCGCCCACCCCAACUCCCGGUUCUGCGCCCCGGCCCGGCAGUGCCCCAUCAUGGACCCGGCGUGGGAGGACCCCGAGGGCGUGCCCAUCGACGCCAUCAUCUUCGGGGGGCGGCGCCCCCAGGGGGUGCCGCUGGUGUACGAGGCCUUCAGCUGGCAGCACGGCGUCUUCGUGGGCAGCGCCAUGCGCAGCGAGGCCACCGCCGCCGCCGAGCACGCUGGCAAGCAGCUGAUGCACGACCCCUUCGCCAUGCGGCCCUUCUUCGGCUACAACGCGGGGCAGUACCUGGCGCACUGGCUGGCGGUGGGCGAGCGGGCGGGCGCCCGCCUGCCCCGCCUCUUCCACGUCAACUGGUUCCUGCGCGACGGCGCCGGGCGCUUCGUGUGGCCGGGCUUCGGCCACAACGUCCGCGUCCUCGCCUGGGUCUGCCGCCGGGUGGACGGCGAGGCCGGCGCCCGCCCCACGCCCGUGGGGCUCGUGCCCCGGCCCGACGACCUCGACCUGGCCGGCCUGCCCGGCGUGGCCUACGACGACCUCUUCCCCGUGGAGCGUGCCUUCUGGGAGCGCGAGGCCCGCGACCUGCGCCGCUACUUCGAGGAGCAGUUCGGCCCCGACCUGCCCAAGGAGGUCCUGGGCGAGCUGGACACCCUCGAGGGGCGUCUGCGGAAGAUGUGAGGGGCCCCGUUCCCCCCCCCCCCGGCCCCGCCGGCGCCCCUCUGCUGCGCUGGCCCGGCCCCGCGUCCCCUCGGCCAACGUAUA
Molecule: messenger RNA, 2464 nt
Organism: Rhea pennata
Lineage: Eukaryota; Metazoa; Chordata; Aves; Rheiformes; Rheidae
Gene: PCK2
Product: phosphoenolpyruvate carboxykinase 2, mitochondrial
Exons: 11
Coding region: 461-2380 (639 amino acids)
Biological process (GO): gluconeogenesis; propionate catabolic process; cellular response to glucose stimulus
Cellular component (GO): cytosol
Molecular function (GO): manganese ion binding; phosphoenolpyruvate carboxykinase (GTP) activity; GTP binding
Source: RefSeq, a predicted model, not a curated record